AGGCGGGCGCGCCCCCCGCGCCGAUGCGCAGCCGGGUGCUGCUGGGCCCGCCAGACGGAGGCCUGCCCGGCCUGGAGCCGGCCGCGCCCGCCCUGCAGCCCGCCCAGCUCGCCGGCGCGCGCUCGGCACCAGGCCUGCCGGGGCGUGGGCCCGCGGCCCCGCCGCCGCAGCACGCCGGCGCGCGCCCGGAGGGCGGCUGGAGCACCCCGCGGGCGAGCCUACGCGCGGUCGACCCCGAUAAGGAGCUGGAGCUGCUGCAGCUGCAGCAGGUGGUCGCGGACUGCAAGGCUCACCACCAGCAGACGCUGCAGUUGCUGGGCCAGCUCAGCACCCAGAACAUCGACCUGCGCGCGCAGCUCGACCGCGCCUCGAUGAGGGACCGGGCCGCUCGCCCCUCGGCGGCCGGGCCGGAGCGCCGCGAGGCCGCCUGCGCGGAGGAGGCCCGGCAGGCGAGCGCGCUGCGCGCGCAGCUGGAGGCGCUCCAGCGGGCGCCGUCCCCUCGGCGGAGCGGCCACGAGGAGCAGCAGCUGGCCGCGCGCCUGCGCGAUCUGCAGCGGGAGGUGGACGUGGCCAGGGACUCGCAGGGCCGCAGCGUGGAGGCCCUCGAGGCCGCGCGCCGCGAGUCCCGCGGCCUCCGCGCCGCGCUGCGGGCCGAGGAGGCGCGCGCCCGGGAGCAGGCCGCGGCGCUGGAGAGGCGGGAGGAGGCUCGCGCCGAGG
Molecule: messenger RNA, 717 nt
Organism: Prorocentrum cordatum
Lineage: Eukaryota; Dinophyceae; Prorocentrales; Prorocentraceae
Source: the annotation of a GenBank genome assembly